UCUUAAUGCCCCAUCCAACAGCACCUCUCUCUCUCUUUCUGUUUUCCUUGUCCCUACUUGCAGAGAUUGUGCAGGAUUGUGAUCUUGAGACGUUUUCUUAAACAAACCCAUUUUCUUCCCCUAUUUUUUUUUUUCCCUUCUCUCUCUUUCCGGAGGAAACAGAGCACACCCACUUCAUAUCUUGAAGUGGGCCGUUCAUCUGCUCGAUCAAAAUAUUCUCUUGGGAAUUCUAUUUUAAGUCCUUGGAGGGUUUGUUUGUUGAAUAGCAUUCUGCAUUUGGUGAUAUUAUAUAUUCAGGACCUGAAGAAGUGUUUCUGUGAGGUCUCGAGUUGUUGACAAUGAGUGGACUCGAGCUUCAAGUCUUCGCUUUUAGCAGCUAACGAGGACAAUCACGAGCGAAAUAGAAUGAUGUUGGGCGUGAAUUGCAGGACUUCCUCUUCUGCUUUCCUCUCUCCUUCACAUCUAAGUUCUCCAAGUGCCGGAGAAAACGGGCUUUACAAGAAUAUACUGAAUGCAUCGCCGAGGCUCACUUCCACUUCUAAUUUUAUUGUGCAAUUGGAGAGGACUUCACCUGAACAAACGUCCACAUCUUGGGAUGCUGAAAAGAUAGUCAACUGUGAUUCUGUACAAUAUAUUCCUUCUAAUGGCACUCCAUCGCAUAAGUCCACUGUGGAACUACAGAAGGAGAUUGCCACACUUGAGGUUGAAAUUAUGCACUUGGAGCGUUAUCUUCUUUCACUCUAUAGGACAGCUUUUCAAGAGCACACGUCCACUCUAGCAAAAGUCUCAGAAACAAAGUUGCAGAGCAAGACUAGGUCACCAUCGCGGAAAAUGCCUAGUGAACUCAAGCAGAGAUCCGAGCCACACAUUAGACAAAAUGGCGUCCUGCAUACUUUCCAAUCUUCCCCUGCGCAUUGCUGGGCUUCUUUAGAUAAUCAGAGCAGCACUUCAAGUGUCAAAGCAAUAUCUGCUCGGGACUGUAAAAAUGCCGAUUUCGAUCAUAGGAGCCUCGCAGAUCACCUCGGAGCCAGAGACAUCUCUCUCAGAACUCCGGAGAGACUCUCUGAGGAUAUAGUGAGAUGCAUAUCUUCAAUAUACUGCAAGUUUGCAGAUCCCACUCACAUUCAAGUUGGCUCAUCUGCUUCACCAACCUCUUCCUUGUCCUCCUCGAGCAUAUUUUCUUCUCAUAACCCCAGAGAUAGCUGGAGCCCAUCUCGGAAUGAUGAAAUUUCAGUGCAUCAACUUCAGGGACUGAGAGAGGAGAGUGGGAGAUAUGGCGAUAUGGUAGAAGUUUUCAAGAUCUGUUUGGAUGAUAACAGUUUCAAGUUCGCCGCUACAAUGCUGCAAAAGUUCAGGUCAUUGGUUCGUUGUCUUGAGGACAUUGACCCAAGAAAGAUGAAGCGCGAAGAGAAACUUGCUUUCUGGAUCAACAUUCACAAUGCCCUGGUGAUGCAUGCUUAUUUAGCUUAUGGAACGGUCGGGCGUGUGAAGAGCACCGCUAUAAUGAAGGCGGCUUAUAAUGUGGGUGGAAAUUGCAUUAAUGCCUAUAUCAUACAAAGCGCAAUUUUAGGAAUCCGAUCAAGUCACUCGGCACCGUGGCUACAAACGCUGUUUACUCCAGGAAGAAAGUACAAGCCAGGCAGUACCAGACAUCUCUAUGCUUUAGAAUAUCCUGAGCCGCUUGUUCAUUUUGCACUUUGCUCAGCAUCAUACUCCGACCCACCGGUUCGAGUUUAUACAGCAAAGAAUAUAUUCUUGGAUUUAAAACUUGCUAAAGAGGAUUUUAUUCAAGCAAAUGUCUACAUCCACAAGGAAUCGAAGAUCUUCCUCCCGAGAAUCCUCUAUUACUUUGCGAAAGAUAUGUCGCUUACCAUGCCUGGGCUGUUAGAGGUGGUGAACGAGUGCCUCUCGGAAGUCCAGCAGAAAACUAUUCAAAAGUGCAUGAAGGGAAGGAUCGACAAGUCCGUCAACUGGAUGCCUCAUAAUUCGACAUUUCGGUAUGUGAUUGACCGAGAAUUAGCCAGAGGGAGAGUGCCGAUUUGAUGAAUACCGUGACUGUAUGUAACCCUUCAAAAGAUUGAUGUAUUUGUUCUUAGUUUUUUGCCAAAAUAAGCCAUGAGCAGCGAUUUGUACAGAGGUGUGAGGGUGCAAGAUUCUUUAGGGAAUUGAAUUGGAUUUGCUUUGAGCUAAGACUAUCAUCAAGGGCACACUUCAAUUGUUGUCUUACUAGAAAUGUGUAAAUCCUAUGUAAAUUUUGCGCAGUGUGAUCUCAGAUUGAUGUACACAGACGAUCUUUGAACCAGAAUGUCGACUCUUUCCCAUCAGAUACUCAA
Molecule: messenger RNA, 2333 nt
Organism: Eucalyptus grandis
Lineage: Eukaryota; Viridiplantae; Streptophyta; Magnoliopsida; Myrtales; Myrtaceae
Exons: 12
Coding region: 406-2043 (545 amino acids)
Source: RefSeq, a predicted model, not a curated record